AGACCAUAGAGGCGGCAUACGACUAGACCGUCUCCCCCUCAGGUCGCUCGCGGCGGGGGAGCGGGGCAGAGCGUCUUCCAUGAACCUCGAGAAGGAAAGGAAGCGGAAGCCGCCGGCAAGAUGGCGGCCGUCGAGGAGGCGGAAGCGGCGACCAGCUGCGGGCGGAUGAUGAGGGAAGCUGAAGGGUGGCUCCUCCGGGGGCUCCUUCUGUGCGCCUUGGCGGCAGGUGAGGCAACAACCUGGGUGGCGGAGGCCGUGGGACCCCCGGGUCCCUCGAAGGGGCGUUUCGUGCCUCUGCGGAGGCUCGCCAGAGCCCUAACCUGACCUUGUCUGAGAGGAGCUGGGGAGGCAGCCGCCUGAAAGCCCAGGGAAAGCAAAGGAAAGGCCUCUUUUUCUCGGACAGGCGGGUGUUCCACAGGAGCGAAGUGUCGUCCAUUGGUCACUAGAAUCGCGGUGAAAGAGCAAAUGCAGUUAUUUGGCCUCUGGUGAAGCUGUAGGAAAACUCGCCCCCCCCCGUCCCAAACCAUUUUUGGUAAAAGCUUCGUUGGGACCAACCCAAAUGUCACGAAAGCUUGGGGAGCUUUUGAGUUCUCCAGCGUCCUUCACUAGGCAACACGUUGCAAAAACGAAAGAAAGAAAGAAAGAAGUGCGUCUGUGUGUUAAAAUUUAGGAAAAACGUUAAGGGGGAUGUUUUGGCCAUGAGGUCAGCUUGUAGGCUUUGUUCCAAGACGGGGGUUGCAAGCAGAAUAAGCCCCUCCCAGUUGGUACAUGAUUCUGUGGUGGAGUUGCAAUAGUCGCUCCCUGUCUUUGGGAAAACGAAAAAAGAAGAAAAAAAGAACUGAAGUCUAGUUGGUAACCCAGAUCAGUAUUCCCAUAAAUUUGUGGGGAGGGUGGAUGUCAGCUACUGCAUCCUCAUCCCCAGACUCCCAGAUGUACAGAACUUUACAUCUGUAAUACCAGGGAGGGACUUUAGCCUGCAAUCUGAUAUCAUGGAACUCAUUUCACAAGUUGAUGACUUCAUGGCUACAAGUUUUUUUAUUUUCUUCACUCCCUGCUUUGCGGUAACCUCUAGCUGAGGGACUCCGCUGCUUGCCAAGCUUUGUGAGGUUUUAUGCCAGCAAUUCAUAAAAUAGCAAACAAAAAAACAAUGAACAUAGGCCUGUUGAUAUAAAAAGAGCUCUAAGAGAUACCUGAGAGUCAAUAGAAAACUUGUGGAAUCUCUGCUGGAAAAAUGUUAUAGAACAUGGGACCUCCAACACUAAAUGCCUGACUUCUAGUUGGAGUCAGUUGGGACUCUUAACAUGAGGGCAACUAAAAAUGAUUGUGUUCAUAGUUUAUUAUUUAUUUACAAAUGCAAUACAAUGAACAUUAAAAUCAGUUAGAAUGAUAAAAAUAAGAAAAUUCACUUAAAAUGCCUGCUGGAAAAAAGUCUUCAGUGGGUGCUGGUACUUUGAUGGUGAUGGCUUCCUGCCCUCAGCUGGAAAUGAUUUCCAUAAAAUUGGGGCCACAGUACUAAGUAAGUGGUUGCUGGUGGAUAUGAGUUGCGCACUGAGCAUAUGGACUGAAUACUAAGUCCAUUAAAAAAGCAAAAAAAAAUAAAUUGUGUGUGUUUGUGAAAGCCUGUUGGGCAUCUGUAAUACAGGGACAACUAAUAUUGAUCAUGUCAAUAGUUUAUUUAAAAAAAUUGACCACAUAUAGAAACACAAGGCAUUGAAAAGUAAAAUGGGUUAAAAAUCAGGAAAUUCAGUCAAAUUGCCUACUGGAAUAAAGUAUUCAGUAGGGACUGGAAGUUCAACAAGGAGGGGGCCAAACUGACUUCAACUAGAAGGGAAUUCCAUAAAAUUAGGCCACAGUAUUGAAUGCAUGGCUCCUGGUGGAUCUGAGCCAUGGGGGACUAACAGUGAUUCCCCUGGAGAUUGGACAAGGAUACAAGAGAUUAUGUAUCAGGCUAACCUCAACAACAUAAAAGUACACUUUGGUUGCUUCCAUGGCUCAAAAUGGGUUUCAGAUGGGGACAAACAGGGGAAGUGCAGCCCCGUUGAUUCUCCCAGAUAUCUUAGUAGUUUUCAUUUCCUUUUACCAUAAUUUCCUGCUGUGAUGGCCACAUGUCUUUCUUCUCUUUAGUGGUUCAUUUUCUUUUUUAAAGCAGUUGGUGCUUGGAGACUGCUGUUUUGCACAGUCGCCUUUGACUUCUCAGAUACCACAAAGUUCCAUGUGGUCUUGCAUAGUUCCUAAUAUCUAAAUAAAAUCUUGAGUCAAAUCACCAGUAUGCUGUCCUCCUAUUAUUUACUUUCAAGGAGGUCAUGAAAGUAAUAAACAGGUAUCUGUAGUGAAUUUUAGAGUAGAUGAAGGUUAACAAACCUAUACUUAAUCUAGACUGGACACUAGUACUAUGAGGGACUAGGAGAGAUCGUUGAACCUGUUCUGGAUGGGGAUGCCGCCCUCUUGAAAUAGCAGGUUAUACAGUGUAGGAGACUCCUUCAUCCUUACUUUUCCUGGAUGCCCAUAUGGUGACAGUUGCUAGGAGUGCCUUUUUAUCAGCUUUGCCUAUGUCCUUUCUCUAAGAAGACCAACUCACAUUCAGUCAACCAUGCUUCAAUUACUUCCAGAUUGGAUUUUUACCUUGACUUUGAAGACAAUGAUAGAAAACCAUUCAGUUGCUUUAAUUUUCUACCUGCAUCAUGAAGCUGUUAAAAAUAGAAGAGCAAGAUCUGUAAACAGAGGUGGUAAAGCUUCACAGCUUUUCUCUGUGCUUAGCAUCAUAUUUUGGGAGAUUAUGACAUAGGAUGGCUGGAAGGAAGGAGUGAUACUGGAUGUCUGUAAAGGAAACCCUGAAGUGCAGUGUUGGGGGAGAAGGGAUCCAGCUGAGGUUUUUCUAGCCUCAACCAGUUUGAGAAGCAGCAGAAAACCUUUCUGCCUUGGAAGUGAAAGCAAAGAUAAGUCGGUGAAAGUUGGCUUCAUAAUGGGCUGAAGUUAAACAAGGAUAAUUUAUUAAAUUAGCAGGUGUCCCUAAUAGGAUAGGAGGUUGUCGUAGUAAAUGAGUGAGCAAAAGAUGGAUGGGGAUUGAGGGAUGGAGAUACUGUUAGUCACAUGCUUUUGGUGAAUGUAGCAAUUGUAUCGUGGUUUAGUUGUUUUGCACAUGACAUGUAGAAUGUUCACGGCUAGGGUUGUGUUUGCUGCUUCACUUUUUCAUUUGUGCACAGUGACAUGGGAUGGGGAAAAUUGUUUAAUCAGUUCAUUAGCAGCAAUGAAUGGGUGCUAGUUGCAAAUAGGGGAGCUCGGCAGAUACAGAUUUUACUUUUGUUUACUGAAUGCAAAUAAAAUAAACAUGCUAAGUUAGUUUACUAUUUAGGUUUCAGCAUCAGAAAAUUUUCUAAUGCAACCUGAUGUUUUUAAAAAAUGCAAGUUAUCCUAAUUUGCAUAAGAGAAAUUUCCAUUUUGGAGUUUUCCAGAAAAAAAUCCCUGAUUACAUGUUGGAUUGGGGAUGGGGCAUGUUUUGCAAUACUUUGAGGAUCUGUUGGUUGCUGAUUGGGGUGUUGUGAAAGAGGACUUCCAGACUCCACAAUGCCAUCUCAUUGACUGCUGGCUCUGAGUCGCUGAGAUAAAACAGGCAAAGGGGAGAAGGGUUAUUCCAUCCCUCAGUCCAUCUGCUUGAUCGACAUCGAUUUUUCCCUAGCCUGCUAUGAGGCCCACAGUCUGCAUUUCCAUACUGGCUUCGGGAGGAGGCUGCUUCGUUCUCUCUGCAGCCCACAUGGAAAUUAGUCUUAGCAGGCAAGUCUCUUACAUGGAUUUAUUUACAAGGCAAGAUUACACUAGCCCAAGGUAGUUUGUGACUGAGUGGGGAUUUGAAUCCAGGUCUCUCUGGUGCUGUAAAUACCAUGCCACACACUCAACUGUGAGGCGCAGCCAGUACUUAAAAUGGCCUAAGGGUAGCCAACAUAGCGUUCCCCAGACGCUUCAGGCCAAUACUAUCAUCAACCACACCCAGUGCUUGGUGGUAAUGGGAGUUUUGAUCCAGAACAUUUGGAGGUUGCUAUGUUGGCUACUCCUGAGCCACACCAUUUCAGUGAGCUGUCAAGGAAAUGAGAGCAGCCCUUGAGUGGGGACUGCAGAGAGGCUGCCAAUUGGAUGGCCUCCUAGCAGAGAUACUGUACUGGUGGAUUUCCGGCAUCAGUAUAAGGUGGGACUAGAUGGCCUAUAACAGGCAUUGGCAAACUCGGCCCUCCAGAUGUUUUGGGACUAAAACUCCCAUGAUCCCUAGCUAACAGGACCAGCAGUCAGGGAUGAUGGGAAUUGUAGUCCCAAAACAUCUGGAGGGCCAAGUUUGCCUAUGCCUGGCCUAUAAGGUCCCUCCCAACUCUGUGGUUAGGCCUGGAAAGUCGAGGCCAGAUUGGGAUCUUUACAUCUGUGUUUUUUCUCUCUCUCUCCACAGGUGCAGGCUGGUGCAACUCUGUUGAGAGGAAAAUCUACAUCCCACUGAACAGGACGGCAUCGUGUGUCCGCCUCCUGAACGCUACUCAUCAAGUUGGCUGCCAGUGUGAGUGUAUCCCAUUCUAAUGAAUUUUUGCCUGGGAGAGAAAGUGGAGCUACAUCACCUGGACCGCAUCUACUCAGCCACAAAUUUGUCAGUUGGCAGGUGGCAUUUUAGAUAUAAGUAAUUGAUGUAUAUGUGUGGUGUUUUAGAGUUGAAUAGGACAGCCCCUGCUGGCUGUAGUUGCAAUCUGAAAUUCAUCAUGGGAGGAACAAGCAGAUGAAGGGGAAGCAGGAGUAAACUGGGGAAGAAGUGGUAGUUAUUUCAGUUUCAUGUACUUAGUUUUAUUUACAGCACAGCUUAGAAGCUAGCUUGGGUGGGGGGGGGGGUGGCAAGUCCAGUGCAAUUGCCAAGCAACAGAAAACAAAACACCCAAGGGAGCUAUCUGGUGAGAAUGUUGCAUCAGGGACCUCUUCCUUUCUCAUGGCAGCCUCCUUGAAUGGAGACACUGGAGUCAUCCAUGUAGUGGAGAAGAAAUCUGACCUGAACUGGGUGCUGAAGGAUGGGCCACAUGCCCCUUACAUGGUGCUGCUAGAUGGAUAUCUUUUCACCGGGUAAUGAACCAUUCCCCCUUGCCGCUUCCCCCACAAAAAGUGCCUAACUUAUUUAUUGUGCUUGUAUCUCUUGUUUCUGUUAGAAAAUCUCAGAGAGGCCCCUGGGCUGGAAGGAACCAUGAGGGUCAUCCUCUUUCAGCCUCUUUCAAUGCAGAAAUCUUUUGCCCAACAUGGGGCUUUAGCAGUGUUUCCGCCAUGUGUCCCUUCCGCCUGUUCUUGGGUCUCUGGCAGCCUUGAUACUCAGCAGAUCAGUGUCAGCAGAGAAUGAAAUAUUUGUCUUGCAUGCAAGAUGUUUCACAUCUUCUCUCCCCCUCGCCUGCUUCCAACCCCUUCUUUUCACAGCUUAUCUUCUCCUGUUCUCAAUUCUCAUUGCGUUGAGUUUGUUUUUAAGUUUGUGUGUGAUCUUGCAUGGUACCAGAUCUCAUUUAAUAAUGUGAGUUUUGGGCUGUCUGGGCUGGAGCUCAGGGGUAGAACAGCUGCUUUGCAUGCAGAAGGGUCCAGGGUUCAGUCCCAAGCAUGUGCAGAUCGGGCGUAUCUCCCUUGACUCCUGCUUGAAACUCUAGGGAGGCAAAGCAUGUUAUGGCAGGCAGCGCUGAGCUACAUCACUACUCUUCAUCUGCUGAGUCAGGACCAAGUACCUGAUUGCGGCCUGAUCUAACGUGAGUUGCAACAGCAGCACUACCACCAUACAGAUAGAUGGCAAAAAAAAUUAAGAACUGGUUCCCCAAAUGCAUGAUUAGGCUUAAAGGUGUGUCUGAAAUGGUUGGAAGACUGCUGAGGCAGAUGGACAGAUGAAACUGGCUCAGUAAAAUUCAGCUUCCUGUGUUGUUUCUGUGCACUACAUAGACAGUUGUGGUCAUGUGAAUAUCCUGUGAUAGGCAAUGUGGUAUUUCUUGUGGGAGUAGCUGAAAAAAAGGACUUGGCGUAGAAAUUUUUCACAGCACACACUCUUCAGAUUCUCGAGGGACUGUGUGUGUAAGCAUGUGUGUGUGUGUGUGUGUGUGUGUGUGGAGUGGCCCUUCGGCCAAAGAAAAUGGGGAAUGCAGAAAAGGGUGGUGUGGUUGAAGAGUUCAUGCCAGUAUGGGUGAUGGGAAGGAGAGAGUUAAUGAUUAAACUCUUUUUCAUUAGGAAAAAUAAAUGAAUGAAGAUGGUUUAUCAGGACCAGAUGGCAUUUAACACCCAAGUGCAGCCUUGACUUCCUGUCAUUCUGCAAAGCAUUAAAUAGAUAAGGAGGAAGUUACACAUUCCAGUUACUUAAAAUUGCUUCUCCCUUUAAGGGGGGGGGGACAGAAUGUGACUAAACUCUUUCUCCUUCUACGAUUUGUUACACACGAUACCAUGUUUUUUGUUUGAAGUCUCCCCUUUUGUGCUUGGCUACUUAAGUGCUGUAGGCAAGCAAAAGCUAGCUAAAAAUCUAAAACAGCCCCCCCGCCCCCGGAAGGUCUGUUCAUCAUUUUUGUGUUUUUUUUCUCGACAGUGAUGUAAUGCAGCAGCUGAAGGGCAGCUCCCGCAUCUCUGGCCUCGCUGUAGCCAUCUCCAAACCCAGUCUCCACACAGGAUUCUCUCCUGGUUUACGGUGCCCCAACGAUGGCUUUGGUAAGGAAGGAGCUGGGUGGCGGUGGGGAGAGAGACUUGCUUGUGGGCUACGCUAAUUUGUGGAGAAGGGACUUCUUCCUGCUGCAAGUCCUCUGAGGGGCUCACAUGGGUUCAUACUGGACAGGAUGGGGAAAACAGCAGCAUUUGGCUGGCUAGAUUUCCAGCCAGAUACCUUGACUUGUUGUUGUUUAGUCGUUUAGUCGUGUCCGACUCUUCAUGACCCCAUGGACCAGAUCACGCCAGGCACUUCUGUCUUCCACUGCCUCCCGCAGUUUGGUCAAACUCAUGCUGGUAGCUUCGAGAACACUGCCCAACCAUCUUGUCCUCUGUUGUCCCCUUCUCCUUGUGCCCUCCAUCUUUCCCAACAUCAGGGUCUUUUCAAGGAGUCUUCUCUUCUCAUGAGGUGGCCAAAGUAUUGGAGCCUCAGCUUCAGGAUCUGUCCUUCCAGUGAGCACUCAGGGCUGAUUUCCUUCAGAAUGGAUAGGUUUGAUCUUCUUGCAGUCCAUGGGACUCUCAAGAGUCUCCUCCAGCACCAUAAUUCAAAAGCAUCAGUUCUUCGGCUAUCAGCCUUCUUUAUGGUCCAUCUUUCACUUCCAUACAUCACUACUGGGAAAACCAUAGCUUUUACUAUACGGACCUUUGUUGGCAAGGUGAUGUCUCUGCUUUUUAAGAUGCUGUCUAGGUUUUUCAUUGCUUUUCUCCCAAGAAGCGGGCGUCUUUUAAUUUCGUGGCUGCUGUCACCAUCUGCAGUGAUCAUGGAGCCCAAGAAAGUAAAAUCUCUCACUGCCUCCAUUUCUUCCCCUUCUAUUUGCCAGGAGGUGAUGGGACCAGUGGCCAUGAUCUUCGUUUUUUUGAUGUUGAGCUUCAGAUACCUUGACUAGCCUUACCUAAUGUCAUUAUAGUGCUUUCUUGAUGUAGACCAGCCUUUGUCAACCUGGUGUCUUCUAGAUGUUUUGGACUAAAAGUCCCAUUGGCCUCAGUUAGAACAGCCACAUGAUGCUGGGGCUGAUGAGAAGUGUGUAGACUUAUUGCAGUCCUGAGUCAGCAUCAUCACUGUAGGUGUGAUGAGCAUGAGAAGGGAGGGGCUUACCUUAAGGCAAAACUAAGCUCUGAAUUAAGAUUUUUUUGCUUAAAAGGCUCAGCCUCUUAGGCAAUUCUUUUUCUCUUCUUAUUCCAGCCGCAUUCACCUCCAUGGCAUCUGAGCAUACUUUCCCCCCUGUCUUUUCUCCUCCUUUCCUCUUGCCUUCUUCUUGUCCCAACAUCCAAUUCCUCUUUCCUGUAGUUCGCUGCCUCCUCCAGUGUCAGGCUCCAGGGGGUCCUCCGGUUAACAGGAGAUUUAAGCCUUUUGCCAAAGUAAUCACCAAUGAGAGCAGGGUUGCAGAUGCAGCACAGCCCAGGCAAACCACAGAGAAUCAGUCUAGGUCCUGAUAUUAUCCAGAGGCAAAGUCUGGCAACAGCCCAAGGUCAGUGUCACAGGGCGUUCAGACAAAGUAAGGAUAUAGCAAGGCAGGGAGAUUAGAAUUGGAAAGCAGGAGCCAGAAGCCUGCUGAAAGGCUCAAGAGGGAGACCUUAUAUACCCCAACCUCCUAAACACACCCUAAAAACAGCUGCUGGGAGUGAAGGAGUAUCAGGGUUGCUUACUCAUGAGUGGGCAAAUGACAGUGGGUCAACAUCACAGUCUUGGUUGUGUGCUUUUGGCACUGGCAUUCUCAAGGACUGGGGGGGGACAGCUGUACCUCCUCCUCUGACCGUUUUAGUGGUUCUUCAACCCAGAAAGUCUCUCAAAGGUUGACUGGGAAAAUUAGAUACCUAAGAGACCAAAGGUUCAUCGAGGACUGGGGGAAAUUUGUGGAAUACCUGGAAAGUAUAAGUGAGGGACAGAUAACGCUAGAGGGGUUUAAAAAAGCACUGUGAAAAACUAAGAAGUAUUGUCUAAAGAGAAAGGAAAUUAAGGGUAUAAAUAAUAACAAUAUAAAUUACGAAAUGCGUAUUUAAAAUAAUGACUAUGGAUGAUUCACAGAGAAGCUGAAGGAAGUCCAGAAAAGAAGCAAUUUGUGAAACUUGGAUGUGAAAUUUUACGUAUGUUUUGUUGUAAAUUAAUAAAAAAAUUAUAUAUAUAUAAAAAAAAACCCAGAAAGUCUCUCAAAGGGAUCCUCAGCAUUGGAUCUGGGGGACUUUGCCUGUUCCUCAAGGUCCUUGAUCUGCAGGUCACCCUCUAAAGGCUUCAUGCCUGGUACCAGGUCAGGGAUAGGCAUGACACCCGGCCCCUGUUCCCUCCUAAUCCUCUGUCACUAGAUAGUUUCACUCACCCUGUCCUAUUCUAGGAGCAGUUUACCCAACAGCAGUCAGGGACCCUUUUGUUCUUGAGACACUAGGGCAGCUGGGACUGUCGCUGCAAGAGGCUUAACAAUCACCACCAGAAAAUGUCUUGGUACAUCACAAUACAGAUGGCUGUUUACUAGACAGCCCUUUUUGAGGCGACAUGGGUAUUUCCUUCUGAACGAGACUGAUUCAGCGGUGCCUUGACUCUUCCCACUUUUUUCUUCAGGUGUCUACAACAGCAGCUAUGGCCCUGAAUACACUCACUGCAACAUGACCGUGUGGAACCCCAUCGGCAGUGGCCUUUCCUACAUGGAUUUUGGAUUCCCCAUCUUCCUCCUCCAAGAUGAGAAUGAAACAGAGGUCAUUAAGAAGGUACUGUGGGGGAGGCGGCAACCUAGUCAAGAUGGGCGUGGUACAACUAAUAAAAUUGGUGGUGGUGUUAUUAAUGUUCACAGCAGUCUUCUCUUCUAUGGAGAGAAAUAAAGUGAAGGAAAGGCAAUCUUUUGCCUUUGAUUUCCCUCUUCCUUCAGUAGCUCACUGUGCUUCCCCCAUCUCAAAUCAGCUCCAGAAGAUCGCAGCCCUCUGCUGGAGCUGCAGUGAGGUCAAGGGUACGUUCUUUCAUACGUGGUGGACUUGUAAAAGGGUAAACGAGUAUUGGGAAAUAAUUUAUAAUGAAUAGAAAAAAGUGUUUAAAAGUACUUUCUCCAAAAAACCAGAGUCCUUUUUGCUGGGGAUAAUUCAGAUGGAAAUUCCCAGGUGUCAAAAAAGUUUAUUUAUGUAUGCUACUACUGCAGCCCAUGUUUUGUUAGCCCCAAAAUGGAAAACAAGCGAGGUCCCAACUAACAAAGAAUGGCAACUUAAACUGAUGGAAUAUGCACAGCUUGCGGACCUAACUUGCAGCCCUCUGGAACAGCAUGGGAUGUGGCACGGGAGUUUUGCAGGACACUAAAUAGGGGGAGAAAUGUCUCCCUGCCUCUGUCCACAGAAGACUGUGUUGGAGCAAAGAGCCUCCUGGGAGCAAAGGGAGACCAUGAAAUACAACCAUAAGGAACACAUGCAAAUGAGUCUGUUGAAGUGUCCCACCUUCUCUGUUUCCCUCCUCUAGUGCUACCAAACCUACAACCUCCCUGCCAACGGCUCUGACCCGCAGUACCCACUGUGUGCCAUGCAGCUCUCCUCCCACAUGCACGCCGUGACCAGCACCGUCACCUGCAUGCGGCGCAGCGCCAUCCAGAGCACCUUCAGCCUCAACCCAGGUGAGACAACAGGGCCGGUGUGGGGGGAAGUGUCCCAAGACAAGGCUGACAACCGCCAAGCUGUGCGUCAGGAAAUUCUGGGCAGCGCGGUUGAAAGAAGAUACCAGCAGACUGAAAGGUGCUCUGAGGAGGGUGGCAAAAAUGGCGAAGGGCCUGCGAGCCCCAUGAGGAAAGAGUUAAGGAGUUGUGCAUGUUCAGCCUAGGGAAGAAAUGUUGAGAGGCAAUGUGAUACAGCUACCUUCAAAUAUCUGACAGGCUGUCUCUUAGAAGACAGAGCAGAUUUGUUUUCUGUUGCUCUAGGGAGGCAGGUUCACAAGCUCACUGACACCAUGCAUAUUUUGCAUGUAGAACUAUAUUGGCCAAGCUGAUGUUUUGGACUACAACUCCCAUCAGCCUCAGCCCCAGUCAGUGUGACUGUGCUGGCUGGGGUUGAUGGGAGUUGGAGUUCAAAGCAUCUGCAGGGCACCAGGUUGGGGAGGGCUGAUGCAGAAAAUUGUGGAUUCAGAUUGUGGUGGUGUUUUAAAAAGGGGGGCGGGGAUCCUGGCUGCAUAAGUUGGAUAAGACUUCAAUCUCAUUUCUCCCAGCUAGACGUCAAAUAUAAUUUCAAAGUUUCAAUUGGUUGUUUCAAAGCUGCUUUGAGGGGUGACACCACAAAGGCAGGCCGCAGCACAUGGUGGGGGUCAGUCAGUCUUCCCAGGCCAAGGAAUGACCAGCCAGCCAGUUUGUGCUCCUUGCGCUUUGUUGAGGUCACUUUCUCCCUCUGUUCCAGAGGUCGUCUGUGACCCUCUCAAAGAUUACAACGUGUGGAGUACAGUGAAGCCCAUCAAUGAGUCCGAGAAGAUGGACCCGGACAGUGUCGUCAUUGCUUCCAGUCGGGUAGGUGUUGCACAUGCGGAGGCAGGGGGCUCUCCUUGCUUAGAGCAGAAUCCAUAUUUACGCAGCCCUGAUUGGCUGCCCCUUGUGUCAGCUAUGAAUUGGCUCAUUCUCCCCGCCCCUUUCUCAAAACUCAGCUGUUGCACAGUACUGACUGGUAGGGAGCAGAAGGAUUUUCUCACGUGACGUUGGGUUGUAGCUACACAGAAUUCUAAUAGUUAUGUAAAACGGAUUAUUGCGUAGAUUGGGCAAAAUCAAGUUUCAAAUUGGAAAUUGUUGUUAAACAUGGUCCGUAUACAGAUAACGCCCACUGAAGUAAUUUAAACGGGCUGCUUUGGGUUUAAAAUGAGAAAACUAUCAUUAUUUCCUAAAUACUACAUCACUUUGGAAAUCCACAGUAUGACCCUUUUAAAGAUGUUUCCUUAAAAAUGUAAAAACUGCCACCUUCCAUGAAAUUGUUCUUCUGUUUAUGACAGACAGAAUUUAUAGACUGCCUUUCAGGGCAUAACCUUUAUUUUUAUUGAGUGGAAUUUCCAGCUUAACACAAAAAUAGAUUGUGCGUGAUCGUAAGACAUCAAAUUAAUAAAAUGUUGCAUAGGAUAUAGUAAAACAGCUCAGAAUCUCAGAAUCCAGCUGCAGGAAAACACUGGGUGAGAUCCAUUGUGGCAUGACUGGAUGUCUCUGCACCUACUGUGGAGCUUCGCCUUCCUGUCAUCUGCCCUGCAAACGCCACCCCUCCACCCCAGAUCGGCACUGGAUCUGAGAAGCAGGCUAGCAGGCUAUCCCUCUUAAGAGGUCAACUGUUGUCAGUCACAAAUGUCUUUUGUUCAAAGAGCAUAAAAAAUGAACAAUGGCUCAACUUUCCCAUUCUCACAAUUGCAUUUGCAGUUCCUUAGUUGUUGAUGCCUCAUCACUCUGUGUGGUGUUUGUUCUUAGAGGAAAUGUGCCUUAAUGCUGUUAAAUAAGAUUCACAACUAUGUGGAUGCUUUAGUUUGACUUUCAAAUAUAUUGAUUAGCUGGUCCUAUCGGGAAGCCAUCUCCACUUCCCUGUUUCAAGUGCCAAAUAUAUGUUGGGAGCUGAUAAACAUACCAGGGGAGAGGGAGGUAAGACACAAAAAUUAAGGAGUCCGUCUGCCCUAAACACAAUGGCCUGUGAGGGGUUGUUGUGGCGGGUUUCAAGGCUCCUGCUUAAGGUUUCCUACCCCUGCUUUAAAGAUUAAAGCCAGCACUUUGAAUUGUCCUUGGAGACCCAAAGGAUGCAUGCAGACAGGGCAAUGGAAACGGUGAAUUUUUGGACCUUUUUGACUCUCUCUCUUGCUUCUGGCAGAUGGACAGCCACUCUUUCUUCUGGAAUGUGGCCCCUGGGGCAGAGAGUGCCGUGGCGUCUUUUGUGACUCUCUUGGCGGCAGCCGAAGCCAUCCACAAGAUCCCCGGAGUUCAGACCUUGCCGAAAAACAUCAUGUUUGUUUUCUUCCAGGGGGUAAGGUCAGGUCUUGUUUUUUCAUGGCAAGGGAAGGAAGGAGCUUCCCUUCAGAAGGGCCCGGGUCCAGGCCCCAGCAGCUUAGGUUUGGCAGGAAAGGGCAGUGGUAGAGGGUCUGCUUUGCAUGCAGAAGGUCCCAGGUUCAAUCCCCAAGGGCAACUCCAGGUGUAGUUGAGAGACACUCCGGUCUGAAAUCCUAGAGAGCCCCUGCCAGUCAGUGUAGGCAGCACUGAGCUAGAUGGACCAAGGAUCUGGCUCAGUUUCCUAUAUUCCUAAAGGCCCCUCUGGCCUUAUAGACAGUGUUAGAAAUUCCCCAGGUGCAUUUUGUGACUGGCGUGGGUCCAGUUGUGACCACGUGGAGAUCUCUGGAUGCCAGGUUGGCAACUGACCUCUCCAUCUGGCUGGCCCUUCCAGCUUUCGUAAGCAGGCAAGCAGAAGAGCUUAUUCACUGCGUUUAUGUCCCACCUUUUCCUCCAAGGAGUCCAUGGUUCACCCCACACUCCUCAGUUAAUCCCUGCAACAACCCUGUGAGGUAGGUUAAGAGGCUGUGACUGGCCCAAGGUCACCCAGUGAGCUUCAUGACUGGGGGGGAAUUUGAACCCUCAUCUCCCAGGUCCUAGUCUGACACACUGACUUCCUAGAGUUCUUCUGCUAUGGGACAGCUAUAUAAAUUAAGUAGGUAAAUAAAGAUGGGGAGAGCAAAAUGUCACUUAGGGUAGGAUCUGAAAUAUUUUCCGUGAAGCUUGAAUUCUGGAUUGUUUUAUUUGAUGUUUUAAUGUGUUGUAAACCAUCUUGAGUUUUAUUCCUUAAAAUAGAAAAGCAGUAUAGGAAUGAAAAAACAUAUCAUCAUCAUCAUCAAAUUUCAUUGCAAAAAAAAGACACUUAGACAUUCCAUUGUGGUGACCAUAAUCUGGGUUUAAGAUGCCAUUUGGCAGUUAGCUUAUUUAUCCAAGUUUCUAACUGCUUGGGAGAGCUGUUGCCAGUCAGUGUAGCCAAUACUGAGCUAGAUGGACCAAGGAUAAUCAGACUCAGGGUAUGGCAGCUUCCGAUGUACUUCAGGCUGAAAGAGCGCUCCCAGUUUCUACGUUGGGAAUAGGAAUCGCAUUGGUGGCCUUUGUUAUUCUCAGCUGGAAAAUGUAGCCAUUGAGCCCUGGAAUAAAUGUAUUUAUCCUCAGGGAAACAAAUGAUCAGUGAGGCAGAUGUACCCAAGCCCAGCCCCUCCAGGGAAUUAGCCAGCAAUGUGGAUUUUGCAGAAAAUGUUCUGAUGCUCUUAAUCUGUCGGGAUCUGAUCUAGCAUGUUUGCUUUGAUUGAUAUUUAGUAAUCAAGAACUAAAACGUAUGUCAACUUAAUUUUAACACAUUGCAUAAAUUUCUCCGUAAAAGUUUUUCAAGUGAAAAUCAUUGCAGCUGAAACACUCAGUUAGGAAAAGAAAAUUCAAUAGAGCACACUUAAUGCAGAUGAAAGGUAAUUCGAAGGAUGGCAUUCAGUGAUAGUCAUACUUGGAGCAAACCCACUGAUAUUGACGAGCCCAUGAAUUUCAGUUGCUCUACUCUGAGUAUGACUUGCUUGGAGUGCUUUUGGUUGGACAUAGAUUUUGUUGGGAUCUUUAUUAGUGUUUUAGGACCUGGUAACUCAGUAUCAUAGAUACUUCCUUAUUUUGUUAAAUUUCUUUUUUUUUAAAUGGCGUUUAAAACUGCAUACUAACAGAAGACAAAGAAGCAGCAAAGCUAGGGAAAACGGUUGCCUGAGCCCCCAGGCAGCUCCACCAGUUAGAGCUGAGAUUCUGAGAGCUAGAUGGACCAAUGAUCUGACUUGGAAAAAAACAAUCUCUGGCCUCUCCCUUUAAAAGGGUUCUGGAAAGCCACUCCCAAUUGGAGGGCAGCCCUCUAUGUGGUGCUGGGGAGCAUAACUCAGUGGUAGAACAUUUGCUAUACACAGAGAGAGCUUCAGGUUCAGUCCCCAACCGUAUAAAAUUAUCUUGGAAUGGCAACCAAAAGACCCCAGGGAGCUGCUAAUAAGUUGAAAUGAAAGUACAUGGUUCUCUCUGUUGAGGCUUCUUUCCUGGGUAGACUCUUGUAGCUUCCUUUUCCCCUUUCAUUCUGGGAAUGGGGAGAUUUUUCCCUUGGCUGAGAUUUAGCUGGCCAAGAAUGGUGGAAACCAGGUUGGGUGUUAACAUCAACGCUUGUUAGCAUCUUAACAUUAGCCCUGGUGGAUGAGGCAUGGGGUGUGUGUGUGGAAAAGUCCACCUAUCCCGGCAUCUUCUCACCAGCAGCAACAACCAACCAGAUACUCCCCAGGAAGUGCCAGAGCACGGCAGGAAGGCCGGCUCCAACUCUUUGUCCCCCAGCAACGGGUAUGUGGAGGCCCCGCUGCCUCCAAACAUUAAACGUCACAUGGAAAGGAUUAAAAAUAUAUGCGCACUCUGGAGCAAACCAGUUUUAAUUUCUGGGAGCUGGCAGCUGUGUGAAGCCAAGAGGAUAUUUGGAAGGGGAGGGGGCAGAUGGGAGAGAGGGGGAACCGAUGGUAAGCAGCUGAUGUUCCCCUCCAGGCAUCAACAUCGAAGGGCCUCAUUUGCUCAGCGCUGUCAACUUUGCGGUGGCUUCCAAAGUCCUGUGAUGUCUCCAUAUGAUCUCCCCACCCAGUGGGGGAGCAGUGGGAGGGGAGGGGGUGAGAAUUGGCAAUGAGGACCUCCCUCCAAAGCCUGCAGAAUUAGCUGUUGGGAAACCAGUAGUUUUGAUGCAGUAUCUGGCACUGUUAGGCUGUUCAAAAUACUUCGCACAAUAAACUUUACAAUGAUCCCGCAAGGUAGGUUGGUGUCGUUACCUGCUGCGCUGCAUAUUCAGAGGGGGGAAGGACAGUACCUUAAUUGUGGUUAAGAGACUGAGCUGUGAACCUAGAUGCUCCAGUUCAGAUCUGCCAUAUAGUUGGCCUCUGGUAAACCCCCUCCUUCCCUCUCUCUACCACCUGCAAGAUGGGUGUGUAAAUACGAGCCUGAUUUCAAGGUGGUUGCUGCAGCAGUGCCCAUGUGCUCUAUAAUAAAUGCUGCAUCUUCUUCCAAUCAUUAUGGUUGCAGCUGAGUCUGGGUGGCCAAAGCUUGCUUUGUGACCGUUUUUGAAUUUGCCUUCCCCUCUCAAGGAGACCUUUGAUUACAUCGGCAGCUCACGGAUGGUUUAUGACAUGCAGAAUGGCCACUUCCCAGUCAAGCUGGAAAACAUCCAUUCCUUUCUGGAGCUGAGUCAGGUAGGGAAGUUCAGUUCAGUUCUUCCUCUGCUAUAAACUCAGUGGCUUUUCCUUCUCCAUCUUGCUGCAAUGUUUACCCAAUUCCAUGUCCCAGAGUGUGGAUUCUGCAUUUCUAGGCAUACGGGUGCCAACUAACUAAUAAUAUUUGCGGAGCAGGGAAGGAUUUCUUGAUUUUAUUGUUUUACCUUUUUGAGGGUUGUCGUUUCCACAGUCAAGCAGUGUAUAAAUGCAUUUAAGUAAAUAAGAAAACAAAAGGACCAGAGAAUAUGAGGUCUGCAACAUGAGAAGGCUCUGACACAAAUUGUGGCAGCGGGUGGCUCGCAUCUGACCUGCAUCUCACACAGCAAAGACACACAAAAAAUGAUUUCUUCCUUACACUUCCCCCACCCCCAAAGGCCUUCCAGUGUGUCACAUCUGUCAGAAACAUCCUGAUUUAUAGUUUGCUAACAUCAAGGGCAGUCUGUCUUCAUGCAGGCUGGAGUUCAGGUCCACCUGCCUGCAGGGGGCUUACUGUCAAUCCCUGAAGCCCCCUGGCCCCAUUCCCCCUUCUCCUCCAGCCCUCCCUCUCUUUCAUUUGGCCCCGUGCUUCUCUCCAUCUCUCAAAUAACUGUUCAUUGGUUAUUUAAAGGCAUGCAGGGGUCCCAAGGCAUGUGUGAAGGGACAUAAUGUCGUAGUCUUGCAAUGAUGUACCUGUGUCCUGGGAGUGGCAGGAUGGGAAGUCACUUGGGGACAUGCACAUCCCAGCUCGGCCGCCUUGCGUUCCAGCACAGAGGAAAGGCAGGAUGCAAACAGUCCAGGUGGAAGGAUGAGGCAACUGGGCUGAAUGCCAUGUUGUUCUCAAGGCCAAAGUGACCACCUAAAGCAGGGCUGGCUUAACUAGGCUACUCCCUUUUUAAAAAAAAUAGACGCUUCCAAACUCCACCAAUGGGUAUUUAAAUUUGCGAAGCAAGAGUUUAAACCCAGGAGCUCGGAACAGUUAAGGCAUAAUUAAGAAGUGCUCAUUGAUUCUGAGAGCUUUCUCUUGCUCAGUCCAGAGUAGCACUUAAGGGCCUCUAGUCCAAAAUUCUUUGCAAACAGUGGUGCUAGAUAAGCCGUUGAGAGUGGCCGUUUGCUUCUCCCACUCUGGGGGGUAAAAAAACCAACUCUCUUUUCCUGCCCAGACAGCAAACCCUCGCCAUUUGUAUUUCCAUCUGUUAGGCCCUGUUUCAGCUCCUGUUGGUCAGGCUUUCUUGGGGGGGUGUCUUUCUGCCUGCUUCCCAGACAGCCUAAGUUACCACUAUACUGCUGCCACCAAGUGGGAUGACGGGUGCUCCUUCUGUUGCAGGUUGCGCUGAUGGAUAACUUCGAUCUGUGGAUGCACACAGAUCCUGUAUCGCAGAAGAACCACUCUACAGAGGUAAGGGUGCAAUAUGCUCUUUUUUUGGUUCUCAGGUGGCGCUGAGGGGCAAUUAGGCUGUGCAGGGUGGGGUGGGGACCUGCUUUGUUCUCCUGCCAGGCCACUGCCUUCCGCAGUCAUCCCCAAAGCAUUGCCUGCUUUGCUCUUGACGUCUGUGUGGCCAUGUUGGUCAAAGGGCAAAAGCUCUGCCUCAUGCUCUGGUUGUCUUUCCCCUCAGCUGCGGCCGUCUCCUUUUGUCUGGCCUUCCUCUGUCUUGCCUUCAUCCCCCGCAUGCCUGUCCAUUGGUUCACCCCUCUCCGAACACCAGACAUGCAACUCCCCUCCUUCUGGCUUCCUGCCUGUGCCUGAACCCAGCACAAGCACCUUGGUCCUUGCCUUCGGAGCCCGCUGUGGCCUUGCCCUGUCUGGCCUUUUACCCUUGGCACCCUGGAGGUCCCCUGUGCCUUCAAAAGACUCCACCCUUGUUCCCAUGCCUCUGAGAACAGUUGCAUGAUGCCAAAUCUCCCGUUUCCUUGUAAUCCCUUUCCCCCCUGAAGCCUUAGACUUGGCCCAUUGGUCCUCACCACGUCCUGAAACAAAGUCUGUGCAAUGGAACUGAAUUGUGUCCCGUGUCCAAAGUUUGCAUUGUAAGCCCAUGCGGCAGGGACUUGUCCUUUUAGACCUGCGAGACCUCCAGUCAUGCUAUAUAAAUGACAGUUCCAUCACGUCAACGUGUCUGGUUUUGCAGUUGCUAAAUUGGGUGAGCGGAGGCCGUUUUCCAGCUCUAAGCUGCAGCAGACAGCUUGUGUUUGCUUUGCUGCUGCUGUUGUCAAGUCGGGUUUAUUUAUGUAGCCUUUUCCCUGCAAAUGCUGCACCUCAAGUCGGGUUUGCAACAAAUGCAUCUUCAUAACCAUAAGGUGGUCUCAAAAAGAAUGUCGUCACCGGCCUCCUCCUUACUUCUUAGGAAAGCGUUCAGAACAUGGUGCAGACCUUGAAAAACAGCAGCGGAGAUACCAACAUCACCAUGCAAGUGAUUGGCGCCUCCCAGCCCCUCCCUCCGUCCUCCUUCCAGCGAUUCCUGCGGGCCAGGCAGAUCCCUGGCGUGGUGCUGGCCGAUCACCGCUCCACCUUCAGGAACCAGUAAGCGGCCCAAUGAGCCCUGCCCUUCACAUUGGCUGCAAACUGUUCAUGUUGGGAGGGUUGGCUAGGGAAUGUCUUAAAGAGAGUUGCGGCAGUUGCUGUGCGCGAGAGCUGCUUUCCUAAAGCUCUUCCUUCUCCCACCCUGGUGCAUUCCCAACGAGUUUUGUAGCACUUCAGUUAGAAUUCUGUUUGUCCAAUUCGGUUUCCAGCCCUCCAGAAACCCCUGCUGCCUACUUCUCUUCACAGGCUGCCUUGCUGAAAACCCUCGGCAGCCUGGGAAACCUUCAUUUCUUAAUCUGGAGGCAGGGCCGUACCUUGGCAGCACCAAGGAUGUAGGCUCAGGGUGUGUGCGCAAAAAUCACACCUCUCCACUCUGGUUCGGAGUAGCUAGAAGCCUGGCCUGCCCAUCCAUGUGUUCAGGUAGGUGGACCAUGUGUAAGACAAAGAAGGGAGGCAAAGCAGAACACACCCAACCCCAUGGCUGCGAAGUCAUCACUGACAGAGCACAAAAGGCAACAGAAAGCAAACUUUCUGAGUUUCCAGUCCAUGGCCUCUCCAAGCUUCAAAGGCACCGAUACAUCUUCUUUCCAGGGGCACAAGGGACGGGGGGCACCAAUACAGCUGCUUGCCAAGGGUGCAAGGGAGCCUGGAUACACCUUUGUCCGGAGGCCCUGGUCAUGAUGCUUCACACAGACUCCUAAUUCUUCCUGCAAGCCAUUCGCUUUUUCCAAAGAGUGGCCCAUGGGCAGCCCAAAGGGCAUUUUGCAAUGCAGACAGAAUAGGAGUGUCUGUUUCUAGCUCGGGCUUGUUAGCCAGCUGCCACCUAUCAUGGCUUUAGCCUUGCCGCAGUAGUAUGUCCUCUGGUAACCUCAUGCUUGCAGUGUGCUAUACUUGGGGCUGCCCCUGACAGUCCAUAGGCUGCCUCUGGUGCGGAAUGUGGCUGCCAGACUGUUGGCUGGUGCUGCAGAAUGGAAUCUUGUUCCAUGGGAAGGGAUGGUGCAUCUCUGUGGAUACCUGUGCUCUGCAUGCAGAAGGCCACAGGUUGAACCUGCGGCAUCUCCACGCUGCGAAUAUCCUCUGAAGAGUCUGUGUCAGCUGCCAAUCAGGGUGAAUAACACUGAGCUAGUGGACCAGUGGUCUGUUUCAAUAUAAAGCAGCUUCCUAUAUUCCAACGUUAAUCACUAAUACAAGCUGUACUGCCUGCCUCUUCACUACCAAACCCAUUGUAAGGUGUUCACCAUGGUGUAUAAAGCCCUACAGGGCUUGUGAUCCAAGUGUUUGAAAGAACGCCUCUCCCAUUCCCUGUCAACCUUGGGCCUUAAGAUCAGUGUGGGAAGCCCAGCUUGUAGUUCCACGGACUGCUCUGGUUAGCGAUGCAGCAACACAAGAGCAGGGCCUUUUCUGUCACAACUCCCUCAGUUCAUUUCCCCCACCUCCCAAUUACAAGGCUUCUAGCAUCACAUGAAGGCAUGUGCUUCCCCUGUUUCAGGCCUUGGGAGACAACUAUCGAACGGAUCUUUUAAAGCCAGAUUAGUUAUCGGUUUUAUGUUACGUUGAUAUGUAGCCUAUAUGGCCAUAUAUUAUCUGUUUUUCAGCAUCACAAUAUAUCGCCCGUUAAACAUCACGAUAAACAAAUAUAUCACGAUGUCUGAUAUAAGGAUGGAGCUAUGUAGAGGCAUUGGCUGGCUUCACGGUUUCCCUACAUUGCGAUUUUUGCAUAGCGCACACACACACACAUAAUGAUUCGCAAUAUAUUGCCAGAUCAGUAAUUAUAAAGCUGAUAUUGCAAUAUGAAAAUCAAACCGGUUUGGGAUGAUAUAUUGUUAUAUCGCUGAGCCCUCAUAGCCUACUAAUAUCCUGUUGUGCAUUGCUGUGAGAACCUUUCGGUUAUAAAUACAAUAAAUAAUAACCCACCCAGUAUAAAGCGGUGGACAGACUCCAGAAUAAAGUUGAAGUUAUUUAGCAGGUUCUCGGGCAGAGCUGGGCCAUAGUGUUCAAGAUCCAAAAGAGAGAUGUAAUGUUAAACAAAUGAGUCUCUCCUUCCCUUUCUUUAUCUUGAAACACCUCUUUUUCCCUACUAGUGAAAGUUGCAGACUUCUUUUUUUAAAAAAUCCUGUGCCAUAGGGCUGCAUGGAAAUGGGGCGAGAUCCUGCCCAUUGGUCAGCUCUGUUCUGCAUAGCGGACUCACCUGCUGGGAAGCUGCACAGCUUCCAAACAGGUUGAAGAAGAGUCUUUGCAAAACCCUUUUCUGACAGUAGCCAGUAGAGGGGGUUAUGGCCACCCCUUUGCACGAGGAGUGAGAGGGCUGGGGGUGGGCGAGGAUGCUGGGAAGAGCAUAGCAGUUGUGUUUUGGGGGAGGCAGAGGGAGCAGACGUGUGCUAUGUAAUUAAAGAGGCGCAGCGUAAUUGUUCUGACAGCCACGAGAAAUCCAGUUUUGUACCGCAAUGUUUUCCUGCAGCUGGCUGGCAGCCAGAGGUUAGCAAACAGCAAUUGAGCGUUCAGGGAGGGCCUCAUCUGUUCUUCAAGGACUGCUUUAAAACAAAAACAAACAUGGAAGGAGUGUGUUUGUGGUGGCCUGAGGAAAUCCAGCUGUUGCAGGCACCGGGCUCUACCCUGGGCCCUUCAGCCAGUGCCGUGCGCACCCAAACGUAUGGUUGCCAUGUUCUUUCCCAACCCUUAACCAGAGACCCCUGGGAAAGGAGGCAAAACCCUCCCCGUUUGGCUCCCAGUUCGUCACAAGAAUGUAAGACGAGCCUGCUGGAUCUGGCCAAAGGGGGCCCAUCUAGUCCAGCAUCCUGUUCUCACAGUGGCCACCUGGAUGCCUGUAGGAAACCUGCAAGCAGGACCUGAGCACCAGAGCCCUCUCCCCUCCUGUGGCUUCCAGUAGCUGGUAUUCAGAAGCAUUGCUGCUUCCAGUGGUGGAGGCAGAGCACAGCCAUUGUGGCUAGUUGUCCUCCAUGAAUUUGCCCAAUUCUCUUUUGAUGCCAUCCAAGUGGGUGUCCAUCGCUGCCUACUGUGGCAGGGAGUUCCAUAGCUUAACUAUGUGCUGCAUGAAGUAGGACUUCCCUUUAUCGGUUGUGGAUCUGGCAGGCUGGUCAGCAGCUUCUGCCCAGCUGUGUGUGUUGAACCCGCAUGCAGUUUCUGCUACCACCUUGCCUUUGCUCUGCCUUGAUGCCCUCCCUGAAUCAUCCAUCCACUUUGCUCUUAAAGCCAUGGAAGGUUGGCUGCAUCCCCAUGCCCAGAACCUGCCUCUCAGCAGGCCUGGUGCCAUGGUGAAGGGACAAGGCAGGCAGCCUCCUAGCUGGGAAUUUGUUCACUGAGCAGAAACCGUUCUCUCACAGCCUCCUUCAAAAUGGGCAGAAUGGUUGCAGAGAGGUGGUUCAACAGCUUAGGCAGUAUGAUGUGGCCCGGAGUGCUUUUGCAAGGCUUCAGUUGCUGAGCCCGUUUCUGAAGAGGCAGCAAAUCUGGUCAUUGUAUUUCAGAUUAGAAUUGCAGAGAUACAACUGGUUGGUUGGGUGGGUGGGUUGUUUUUUGCGGGGUGUGUGUGUAUGAGCACCCAUAGCAUGCCCCUUUUGCCAGCUUCAGGGAUCUAAGUCAAGCCAAGAUCAUGGACUCCUCCUUUUCUUUUCUCUCCUCCCUCUUUUCUUUACCUCUGCUAAAGCUUAUUAUUUAUAUAUUAUUUGUGGCCCUCCAGCACAACCAACUACCCAGCUUCCUUUGCCCCACUCGGAAAGCGUCAGCCUUUCUGCUAGAACAGAGUUUCCCAAACUUGGGUCUCCAUUUGUUUUUGGACUACAAUUCCCAUAAUCCCUGACCACUGGUCCUGCUAGCUAAGGAUGAUGGGAGUUGUAAUCCCAAAACAGGCCCAAGUUUGGGAAGCCCUGUGCUAGAGCGUUCUGCCAGUGGCCCUGUGCCUCUUCUUGUUGGCAGCUGACUCUGCCCACGUCCAGGUCUGGCCUCUUGAAUUCAUGCUAUUUUGGGUAGUGGGGAUGGGUAGGAGCUGUUCCUUUUGCCCCACCCCCUGUGUUUUGGCCUUCACCCUCUCAAGGUUUGCCGGCAUCCUUAAGCAGGUUGGCAGAACUUCUUCAGAAGCGUGUUCCCGGUGCGAGUUGCAUGGACUUCUCUUCUCCCUCCCGCCCCUGCCAAUAAACGGCCUUGAGCUCAUCAAACAGGCAAAGCUGCAGAAGGGCCAAGUUAAUUACGAAGCCUCAUUAAACGCUUUGAGGAGGAAGGGGGCAGGAGGAGGCUAGAUUCCCCCCCUCUCCUCCCCCAGGAGAAGCCUCCUGGCACCUGCUCCAGACACCGCCUGCUCUCGAGGGCCCCAUUGUGCCCUCGCCAACCUGCCUUCUCCUCUCUUCCAGCUACUACCAAAGCAUCUACGACACAUCGGAGAACAUUCAGAUGAACUACCCGGAGGGACUGAGCCCAGAGGAAAUGCUGAAUUAUGUGACGGGCACGGCUAAGGUUCAGUGUGCUGUGACGUGGCGGGGGGCGGGGAGCGGCUCCCAUCUGUCCUUCCAAAGACUUGAGAAGGGGGAGGGAAGAGAGAGUCAUCGUAACUUCGUAUUGUCUUGAGCUCUCGGUGGUUGUCAUAGAGACAUGCCAACAGCGCACAGGCAGGAGGGUAGCUGGCCUGCGCGCCAUGCACUCACCAAACUUGCCCGUCUCGUAUUAACCUGGAGCCCCUCUUCCUCCCUUUCCUACAGUCCCUGGCAGAUGUGGCUACUGUGGUUGCCCGCACACUCUACCAACUUGCAGGAGGAAGUGGCAACACCUCAACUGUUCGGGCAGAUCCGGCAACGGUACGAGCAGACAGGGGUCCAGGGCCCUGGUACCAGGCCUGAGUUCUGGCCUUCCCCCCUUCUGUCUGUGUGUUUGUGCGUGCGUGUGCAUGCAAUCGUGUAUGUGUGUCCCUCUCCAUGUUGCAUCAACAGAACAUGCAUUGCUUCAUCUCCCUGAACCAGCCAUCUUCACCACCACAAUCACUUUUUUUGGGGGGGGGUCCUUUCCCCUCAUCCGGACUGAAGCCGUAUGGAUGGUGCUCUGACCACCAAUGACUAGCACAGAGCAACCCCACCUUGUUCAGUUGCACCAAUCAGUCUCAUUUGGAUGGAAUGUGUGCUUUGUGGAAUUUCUUCUGAUAUUAUUAUUAUUAUUAUUAUUAUUAUUAUUAUCAUUUAUUAUUUGUACCCUGCCCAUCUGACUGAGUUGCUCCAGCCACUCUGGGCAGCUUCCAACGUAUAUAAAAAAUAUAAUAAAACAUUAGACAUUAAAAGGUUGUCUUCACAUGUCUUCUAAAGGUUAUAUAGUUACUCAUCUCCUUGCCAUCUGACGGGAGGGCGUUCCACAGGGCAGGUGCCACUACCGAGAAGGCCCUCUGCCUGGUUCCCUGUAGCUUCACUUCUCACAGUGAAGGAACCGCCUGGAGCCCUUCUGUGCUGGACCUCAGCGUCUGGGCUGAACAAUGGGGAUGGAGACGCUCCUUCAGUUAGUUAGGCAGGAAGGGGUCAGGUGCCUACAUCUCCCCCUACCAAAAAAGAUUCCCAUCUCCAUAAUUUCUGAGCAGCCCCACCCUGCUGUUAGUCCAUCAGGCAAGCAUUGCCUUUCAAGCCUGCCUCUGCAGCCGUUGGGACAGGUUGGAAACAUCCCUUUUGCUUUUUUCAUGGGUAGGCUUACUAAAUUCCUCACCAUUCUCCUCUACAGAUAUGAAGUCCUGUAAGACAGCCUCCUUCCAGUUCUGGUUAGGCAAAAGAGCAGGUCCCCAAUAACCACAUGGUGAGCUUCCUGGCUGAACCCAGGUCUCCCAGUGAGCCAGCCCAGCCUUUUCUGUCUGCUUCUGAGUGGCCCCAACUCAGCGUUCUGCACUUGAGGCCCUGACUCAAUGCUUCGUCCUCUUUCCAGGUCACACGCAUGCUGUACGGCUUCCUGAUCCAAGCAAACAACCCCUGGUUCCAGGCAAUCAUGAAGGCAGAGCUCAAAGCCGUUCUGGGUAAAGUUGGUCUGGGUUGCACAUGAAGUGGAGAGAAAAGUUUUUCCUCCCUCGUAAUACUAAAACUCGGCAGCACCCAAUGAAGCUGCAUGUUCGGAGGUUUAGGGUAAAAUAAAGUAGUACUUCCACACAGUGCGGAGUUAAAAGUGUCGCUGGAUUUAGCAAUGGGCUCAAAAGGGAUGUAGAUGUAUUCUUGGAGGGUGAGGCUAUCAGGGGCUGCUAGCCAUGAGGACUGCGUCCUGCCCUCAGGAUCUGAAUACCAGCCGCUGGGAAUCACAGGUUAUGAGAGUACUGUCAUACUCAGGUCCUACGUUCAGGCUUUCCGUAGGCAUGUUGGAUAGUUCUGUUGGUAGAGCAUGCAUCUCGGUUGUGGGUUUGAGCCCCACGUUGAGCAAAAGAUUCCUGAGUUGCAAGGGGUUGGGCUAGAUGACCCUUGUGGUCCCUUCCAACAGCCACAAGAAUGGGAUGCUGCGCUAGGUGGGCCUUUGGGGUGGGCAAUGCUGACUUCAGGGCCCGGUGCCUCUACCUGCCCAGCCCCUCUUGAAACCUUUCCCUCCUCUCCCACCCCAAUUUCCUCCCAGGAAACGGACCCCUCCAGUACUACAUCGCUGUGAAUAACCCCGUGAACUCCACCUACAUUGUCCAGUACGUCUUGGCCAACCUCACAGGCACCCGGCAGGAGAACGCGACCAAGGAGCAGUGCCAGGAGCUCAACAAGAACUCCAAGGUGAGUUUGCUCAUCCCACUCUUUUUCGAGAUGCAACAUAUUAUUCUGCUGCCUGCAGCACUUUUGAUUAUAUUACUUUUGCAUUUGUGUCUCACCCUUGUGGUCCAAGUUAACUGUAUUGUUGAUCUACCUUGGGCUCUACUGAGGAGAAGUGGAAUAAUAGCAAUAAACACGUGCGGCCAUCCCAAAUCAGUACAGUGGUACCUUGGGUUACAUAUGCUUCAGGUUACAGACUCCGCUAACCCAGAAUAGUGCCUCAAGUUAAGAACUUCGCUUCAGGAUGAGAACAGAAAUCGUGCUCCGGCAGUGCAGCGGCAGCGGGAGGCCCCAUUAGCUAAAGUGGUGCUUCAGGUUAAGAACAGUUUCAGGUUAAGAACGGACCUCCAGAAUGAAUUAAGUACUUAACCCGAGGUACCACUGUAGGUUUGUAAGAACUGUAAGCGACAAGCCCAGACAUCAGGCUUCACAGAGAGCACAUUUUGACCAUUCCAACAACAUCAAAAACCCACCUUGUUCAGAAAGUCCCAGACCCCCAGCUUCGCAGCAACACUCUUUGACAGUUUUAGGAGUCCACCUUUGGCUGGAACUUGCACCUGAGUCUCUGCUUCCAUUACCCCUGUGUUCUCUCCACAGCUGUACGACUACUCUUGGGUGCAGGGUGCCCCGUACCCAAAUGCCACAUCCCCCCGACAGCCGUACUGUGUCAUGUCAACGGUCCGCUUCAGCCAGGCUUCCUCCCCGGCAUUUGAGCUCCAGCAGUGGGGCUCCACUGAGUACUCCACGUGGACAGAGAGCCGCUGGAAGGAGCUCCACGCCCGGAUCUUCCUCGUGGCCAGCAAGCAGCUUGAGGUGAGUCUCUGGGCCCAGCUGAAGGGCCUGGAAGCAAAGUGGUUCUUUGCUGAAGGUGCAGAAAGCAGAGCUUGGACCCAGACCUCUCUGGACAUCUCAACAGUUUGGGGGCUCAUGAGGCUUGAGCCCAGGUCCCAUAUCUGUGCAGAGGAGGUGGCAGAGCAUGCACUUCAUAUGCAAAAAGUCAGGCUAUGACUUCUCAUAUUAAAGGGAUCUCUCAGGCAGGGAAGAGCAACUGCCAGUUAGAGUAGGAUGGAUGGACCAAAGUGUCAUGCGUCCCAAAGAGGCAUCGUGGAGCGGCUGGUCAAAUCAGGAUGGGGUGGGCGGUGGGAGCAGCCUGUUGAAGAGGCAACUAAGGUAGUUAACACUACACAAAUCCUAAGAUGGUUAGAUAGCACCUUGUACACCUCCCUCCAGCAACUCCUGCAGCCAUACUGAUGCCAAAUGCAUUGCUCUGCUUUCCUUUGGACUACAAGAGUGAGACCUCCACACACACUGCCCAGGCUUGCACCCCAGAGAGGUCAUUUCAGAAUUGCAAAUGCAGCAAUUUGACUUCACCCCCAGAGAUGCAAUCCAUUGGCUCUCAAGAGAGAUGGAUGCCCACAUAAAUUUCCAUCUAACGGGAUCCAAAGGUGUGUGCUACUUGUUGGAUCAUCUUCUCAGCAUCUGAACCCUUUUUGCCUGUGUCCUGAUUUCAGCAUUAAAGGUUCCGGCAGAAACCGUAUGCCAAGACAGACAGCCCUUAAUCCACUGGUGAGAGCCAGGACACACAUGGAAGACAGUUUGCUGCAAAAUUUGGAAUUCUGGGUAGCAGUAUCCACCCCUAUUUUGCAUGCAGAAGGAGUAGGGGUCAAUCCCUGGGAUUUCCAGUUGGAAGCAUCUGGGGCAGCAUUGCUAGGCGAGGCUUCUGCUUUGGAGAGCUGGUCAAGGCAGACUCUGAAUAAGGCAGCCCAGCAGAGGUCAGAGGUCAUAUCUCUAGGGAGGCCAAUGGAUAGGGCAAGCUGGAUUUCUGCCAUCUGUAAAAAAAUGUGCUAAUAGGCAAAAGCAGGGAGAAUUGUGCAGAAUUCAUUCUGGAUUCUGCUGAUGGUGGAACUGUUGUCCUGCUGCCCCUCUGGUUACUGAGAUUUCAGCAGGCAUGUCCUCCUUUCAAGCCAUGAAGACUAGCUCCUUCACUUUAAAAAAAAUCACAUCUGAGUCUUUUGGGGAAUAAAAUUCUGCUCUCCUGUGGAAUUCCCUCUGUGAGUCCCCUCCCAAUAGAUUUACUCUCCUCACGUCCCAAGAGAUGCACUCCCGAUUUCAAAGAUGCUCCACCCCCUCCAAAAAUAAAUAAAUUCCAAGAGUUGCUUUUGGGCUCCAGGGCUUUGGCCACAGCAUUCUUUCUUCUAACAGUCGUUUGUUCUGCCUUCUCAUUCUCUCCGCAGAUCAUCACGCUUAUCGUGGGCAUUGCUAUUCUGAUUGUCUCGUUCGUCGUCACCUACUUCAUCAACGCCAAAGCAGAUGUGCUUUUCACCAACCCAGGAGACUCGGGAGCCGUGGCGUAUUGAACUCCUAGCACUCAAAGCCGGGCGAGACAGAGAACGAACUUUGGGAUUGCUGGUAGAACAACACUGGAGCCUCUUCUUCCCUGAUUGAUGUGGAUUGUGGCACUGAAAGGAAUCUCACUUCUCUCCCCUCCCCACCUCCCCUAAAACAAUCUUGUACUGAAAGAAGAUGCUGGCGAUACAGAGAUGAUUUUUCUUCUUCUUCCUGCAGGGGAGAUAUUUGGCCAGAUGUCUUUAAACUUCAGAGAAGAUACCUUUCCUGUGAGGGCACCUGCUACACACUUCUGUGAGAAUAGGUGGUCAGAUACAGGGGGAAAUCUUCUCCAGGGGUCUGUGCAGACGAGAGGGUGUUCCUCAGUCUCUUUUGUUCUCCCUUUCCCUUUUUUAUUAUUUUAAAGAUCCAGGUUAUCUAAAAAGAUAUUCUCAAAUCAUUUGGUCUGUAUGUGUAUCAAGAUGCAAAUAAAAGAGGGAGAUCAGGAGGCUGGAAAGGGGGAAUUGGGUGUAAAAUAUUUCUUUUUUUAAAAAAAAAAAGAAUUGGAAUUUUUUUGUACAUAUUCUAUAAAUAGCUUGGUUUAAUUAAAAAAAAAUACUUGCGAAUUAAAUCCGUUGAUCCCACUGG
This is a messenger RNA of Podarcis lilfordi (Lilford's wall lizard), 28093 nucleotides long. Lineage: Eukaryota; Metazoa; Chordata; Lepidosauria; Squamata; Lacertidae. The record is from the annotation of a GenBank genome assembly.